Messenger RNA from Radiomyces spectabilis, 1065 nucleotides. RefSeq names its product UAA transporter. Bases 1 to 1065 code for a protein of 354 amino acids. Lineage: Eukaryota; Fungi; Mucoromycota; Mucoromycetes; Mucorales; Radiomycetaceae. The transcript has 5 exons. Gene Ontology annotation, cellular component: endoplasmic reticulum membrane; Golgi membrane. The record is from RefSeq and is a predicted model, not a curated record. Gene Ontology annotation, biological process: transmembrane transport. Gene Ontology annotation, molecular function: UDP-N-acetylglucosamine transmembrane transporter activity.
AUGACUUCAACGACAUUUGGCAGUGCAUUGCUGCACAUGGCAACUGGAGAGUUGCCGCUUAUAUUGUCCCUUAUUUUUGGUGGAUGCUGCAGCCAUUUGGUGACGUUUGGCCAAUUCGUCUUUGUUGCAGUAGAAGGAUUACGGCACCAAUUGACGUGGACUCGAUACGGUCCAAGACUUAAACCGACGGUGGUUCCCUUGUCGCGUUGGCUGUUUUUGGUCGUCUUGUUUUUCCUUGUCUCGGUUUUGAAUAACCUCGCUUUGGGAUAUCACAUUUCGGUUCCUUUGCAUAUCAUUUUCCGCAGUGGUGGCUUGAUUAUCAAUAUGGCCAUGGGCGCAUUGAUUUUGAAGAAAAGAUAUUCCUUUGAACAAAUCGCGGGCGUCUUGUUUGUUACGAUCGGUGUGAUCUGGUCUACCAUCGAUAAUUCCACCCCAAAAAAUGAAGAGACUACUGGUAGCACGUCCGAGUUUUUAACCGGCAUCGCGCUAUUGGUGAUUGCCAUGGUUUUAUCGGCUGGAAUGGGUUUGUAUCAAGAAGUCACGUAUAAAAAGUACGGUAAACAGUGGCGAGAGGGUUUAUUCUACACACAUUUCCUUGCUCUUCCAUUCUUUCUGCUGUUUUACAACGAUCUGAUCAAACAAGCGUCCGUGUAUUCGAGAUCGACGGCAACACCGCUGCCGCACAUCAUUCGUCAAGUCCCUGGAUUCGGUUCCGUCCUUGAAUCUUUGCCUUUGCCACCUAACAUCCAAACCGCUUUAGCAUCCUACCGUAUCCCGAAACUUUGGGGCUAUUUGUUGUUGAACGUCUUGACACAAUACGUUUGUAUUGCAGGUGUUAACCGAAUGACCGCCGUAGCAACCUCGUUGACUCUGAAUCUCGUCCUCAACCUACGUAAAUUCACGUCCCUGUUAAUCUCAAUUGUCGUUUUCGAUAAUGAGUUCGGCAUCGGAGCGAAAAUCGGCACGGCACUCGUCAUUUUUGGUACCCUCAUCUAUACCCAUGCAGGGAUGAAGGGUAGUAGUCGCACGACUCCUUCACCAGAUGAAAAGGAUAAAGAUAAAUAA